Molecule: messenger RNA, 1562 nt
Organism: Camellia sinensis
Lineage: Eukaryota; Viridiplantae; Streptophyta; Magnoliopsida; Ericales; Theaceae
Source: RefSeq, a predicted model, not a curated record
UGAUUGGUCAGAUGUUGCAAACUUAUGCAGCGUCGACAUGCUUUUUCCGAUGAGGUUGCGGCUUCCAGAUGGUCGUUUAAUAGAACGUAACAUGACGAGCUUGUUGGAGGUCCACAACGCGUUGGCUGAUGGAUUUGAUCUUUACUGGUAUGUCAACAACUACGAAUAUUGCAGACUUCAGGCGCAUUGCUCCUCCAAUCAUACUCAAAAUUACACCGCCGCCGUUUGCCAUGGUCUACGUGGGUUUUCGGCCUUUCUAGAUGGGUUGAAAUAUUUAUUGAAGUAUCAGUUGAGUAAUGACUACAACUUUUUAAGGCGGUGUGUCUUUCAAAUUCAAGUUCCAGGGAAGAAUCCUCGGGAUUGUCAAUAUCGUAAUUGGGGCUACGAGCUCAAAAUCAUAGGAGGAAUCCUUUUGACAAGAAUUCUAUUUGCCUUGUGUGCGUUUGCAUUUUUAAUUCGUAAGUUUAAGAGAAGGCAUUUAUCGAUGUUCGAUAACAUUGAAGGUUAUCUACGAAGUCAAAAUCACCUCAUGCCAAUUAGCUACUCUUACUUAGAUAUUAAAAAGAUGACCAAAGGUUUCAAGGACAAGUUGGGAGAAGGAGGCUAUGGUUCUGUCUACAAAGGAAAGCUUAGAAGUGGUCAUCUUGUAGCGAUAAAAGUAUUGGGCAAGCCCAAAGCCAAUGGACAAGAAUUUAUCAAUGAAGUUGCUACCAUAGGAAGGAUUCAUCAUGUUAAUGUGGUUCAGCUAAUUGGAUAUUGUGCAGAGAGAUCUAAGAGAGCUCUUAUAUAUGACUUCAUGCCAAAUGGGUCUUUGGAAAAGUAUAUAUUUUCUCAAGAAGGAUAUCUACCAUUGAGUUGUAAGCAAAUGUAUGAGAUUUCUCUAGGAGUGGCUCGCGGGAUUGAAUAUUUACAUCGGGGUUGUGACAUGCAAAUUUUGCAUUUUGAUAUCAAGCCUCACAACAUUCUUCUUGAUGAGAAUUUUACUCCAAAAGUUUCUGACUUUGGGCUUGCAAAAUGGUAUUCAACUGACGAUAGCAUUGUGACUUUGACUGCAGCAAGAGGGACAAUGGGUUAUAUGGCUCCAGAGUUGUUCUACAAAAACAUUGGAGGCGUUUCAUAUAAAGCUGAUAUUUACAGUUUUGGAAUGUUGCUGAUGGAAAUGACUGGUAGGAGGAGGAAUUUGAAUGCCUUUGCUGAUCAUACAAGCCAAAUUUACUUUCCUUCUUGGAUUUAUGAUCAAUUCAAAGAAGGAAGGGACAUAGAAAUGGGAGAGACCAAUGAGGAGGAAGGGGUGAUGGUGAAGAAGAUGAUAAUAGUGGCUUUGUGGUGCAUACAAAUGAAGCCUAGUGACCGUCCUUCAAUGAACAAAGUUGUAGAAAUGCUUGAAGGGAAUGUUGAACAACUGCAGAUGCCUCCCAAACCUUUUCUAUGCCCACAAGAGAUGCCAACUGAAGAUCAUAAAAUUGACACAAAUCCUACAGAUUUGCCUGUGCCAUCAGGUGAAUGCAUAAAUUCCAUCACUUUGAAUGUAAGUGAACCGUAAAUGGUUUCAUAUCAAAUGC